Molecule: messenger RNA, 594 nt
Organism: Psylliodes chrysocephalus
Lineage: Eukaryota; Metazoa; Arthropoda; Insecta; Coleoptera; Chrysomelidae
Source: the annotation of a GenBank genome assembly
AUGCAGAAUAAAUCGAAUACUCCUACCAAAUUUCGACCUUUACAGCUUCCUCAAAGUCCAGUGGCUUCUUCUCCAGGUAAAAAUUUAACUGGCUCUCCUAGAGUAGCUAGAGAUAUUGUAGCCGAUCUUUUUAAUACAAUACAAAAUUGGAAUGAUUCACACAUUAAAGGAGCUCAAGUGGUUAAACAAAUCGCAGAAUUGAAAGCCGAUAAUAUAGAUGAGUAUUCAGAUGAGCUAGAAGAUUGUACAAAUAACCUGUAUAAUCUAGUACAAAACUUGAAAUUGUGUAGCGAGCAUUUAAAAAAAUUUAAAUCUCAAAUAUCUGCUUUACACAAAAUUGAAAGAAAAAAGGAGCCCUUGUUUAUAUCUUUAAAUGUAGGAGACAUUGGUGUCUUUGUAGAGACUGUAGUUAAUGGUUAUUUAGAAGAAAUUAAGGUUAAGGAAGUAGUGCUUGAAAAUAUAGCUCACAGUAAAAAUAAAGACGAAGUUAUGUUUUUCGCUGCAUGUUGGAUGCAUCAAACUAAUAUAACCAGUCAUAUAAAUCUCAAAUUGGAGGCUUUACUUCUUGAAACUGGUCACCGAAAAAUCAACUAA